GAUGACAAAAUUAAAUACCCAGCUAUUUUCGAGAUUAGUUCCUCACUUCAGAGAGUUUCGUUGACAGGACAAAAGACAACACGAAACAGUUUGUAGCGAUUUUAUAUUCUGCAAUGGAUCAAGAAAUUGACUAAGAAAUGAUUUUUGCCUUAUAAAUACAAAUUCCCCGUAACCAAAGUGACCAGAAUUUUCUUCAAUAAUUAUGGCACAUUCAGAAAGAAGUCCGAUGAAUAUUGAGGAACUGUUACCUAAAAAAACUGUGAAAAUUGACGCUGAUAAGAAGCAAGCCGAGCCUAUAGAUACGUCUGUGUUACACGAUGAUGUGAAGAAAAAAAUACUAUCUCUUAAGCGUUUAUUGGAAAAGGAUCCUAAAGCUGCGGACUUAAAAUGGUCUCUUUUUAUCGCAGCGUGUCAGACAUAUCGAUAUGACAGCUGUGUUAAGCCGUUUCCACCGAUGUACAUAAAGAACGAGACCAAGGAUAUUGAUGCUUUGAGAAAAGUCCUGGAAACAGUUCCGCCCUUAAUCAUAGUAUACCAAGAACUUGAAGAACCAAAUGUUUAUGAAAAUUACGGUCCAGCGAUAGAAUUAUUGUAUUGGGUGUUGGUGCAAUUAAGAGAUCCUCACAUAAAAAGUGUGAAUAAAGAAUGCUUUGACUCGGUAUUAAGGAGGGUUCCUUCGGAAAUGCACGUGGCUGCUCCAAACCUAAUUUUUCAAGUGGUCAGUGUAAAACAGUCCGCCUUGGAAGAAAAGUGGCGAGCUGCAGGUCAAGGACGAACGAAAUUUUAUGCCUACCAUGGAAGUCGUCUAGAAAAUUUUCAUUCCAUUGUCCAUUAUGGUUUGCAACAAAAUAUGUGUAAGACUUCACUCUUUGGUACAGGGAUUUAUUUAUCGAGCGAAUUGGGAGUAAGUUUACCAUACAGUCCUGUUGGUUACGGAUGGGGAGGAAGCAUUCUAGGAAGCGAUAUGAGCUGCGUUGCUCUUUGUGAACUUAUUGAUCAUCCUCGCGUUAAACGGGGAGAUUCCGGUGAUAAUGAGAGAAGUAUGGUGCCAGACGCCGUUGGUGGAAAGGUUCCAAAUAAGUACUACGUAGUCGAGAAUAGCGAACUAGUACGAAUUCGUUACCUAUUGGUCUACAGCCAAGAAUUCAACUCGUCAAGAAGGUCAAACAAAACAGGCGUGCUCGCAUGGUUCCGAAAACACAAACUUCUAACAUUCGUGCUUGGCUACAAUAUCAAUCAAGAGAACACGAAGAAUGCAAAGUCCACGGCGCUUGGAGUCCCGAAACCAACGCGGAGGGCCGCGUUGGGCGAAAUUGGAAACAAGGUAACGAUUCACAGAGGCGUGGAUCCAAUUCACAAAUCUAGUCUGCUGCCAAGCAAUGUUUUAAAAAAGUCGACGCUCAAGCAACUAAGCAACAAAGAAUCCGAAAAAACAUUGGACAAGCCACCAGUUCAGGUCGUGAAGCCGGUGGUAAAAAAUAAUGAAUUACAAAUUAUUGAAAUCAGCAAGAAGGAAGUUGAACUGAAGAAAGAAGUGGAAUCCUUUUCAUCCGAUCUCCUAGAGGUAGAAGACAUCGACGAAGAUGACAAAGAAAAUCCCAUCCUAGUAUCUAUCUACAGCAACGACAUUUAUUCUUAUCUGAGAAAACUAGAGGCGGAAUUUCCUAUUAAAAAGGGAUUUUUGUCGGGACAAGAGGUGACGCCUAAAAUGAGGUGUGUGCUCGUCGACUGGCUAGUUGAAGUGCAUCAACAAUUUCGCCUGAUGCAAGAAACACUCUAUCUAACCAUCUCAAUCAUCGAUCGUUUUUUACAGUCGUUCCGGUCGAUAGAUAGAAAGAGGUUGCAGUUGGUAGGAGUCACUGCCAUGUUUAUAGCCAGCAAAUAUGAAGAGAUGUACUCUCCCGAUAUCAGCGAUUUUGUUUACAUCACUGAUAACGCAUACUCGAAGACGGAAAUCCUUCAGAUGGAAAUGCUCAUCGUAAGGACUCUAAACUACUCCUUCGGCAAACCACUGCCUCUUCACUUUUUGAGAAGAUACAGCAAAGCGGGAAAGGCUCUUGCAAUCCACCACACGAUGGCCAAAUACUUCUUGGAAUUGAGCCUUGUCCAUUACGAGACUUGCCAUUAUCUGCCUAGUCUUAUUGCAGCUGCGGCGAUUUACCUCUCCUUCUUUGUUAUUGGCAACGAAGAAUGCGACGAGGGCAAAUUAAUUUGGACCAACACAUUGAGGCAUUACACGACUUUUACGAGAGAAGAGGUCUUGCCUGUAGUUUACGAUAUCGCCUCAGUGAUCGUUGAUGCCGAGAAAAGCAAGUAUCAGGCAGUGCGGAAGAAGUACACACUAACGAAAAACAUGAGGGUCAGUUUGCGAACAGAACUCAAAUCGCCCACGAUGCUUGCCUUAGCAAAGAAGAAGCAAGCUUGAAAUGUAUUAUAAUUAUAACGAGAGACUUAAACUUUAAACUAUCAUAAGAUAAAAUCGACCUUGAAUCGAUAACUCUUGUGAAUUUGAGAGAGAUAACCGAGGUAAUGUUCAAUACCUAAGUCUUUAUUUCUAUGCAUGCUAUUUGAACUGCACACAAGAUUGUUUCGUUUCUUGAAACAAGGAUUUAUCGCGAAAUUGAGAAAGGAUUUUUCCUCAUCGAGUAGCUGUUAUGUAGGAAACGGUGUAUCUAGAUUGCUACUUACAAUGGAUUUUUGGGUGAUUUGACUUUUGAGGGAUACAUGGCAUCAAUGUUGCUGACUGCUUUCUUGUCUCGAUUAUUUUAGCCUUUUAACCUCUGUGCAUAGCCAAAUGAUUGUGAAAGUAUUUUUUAUAUAACAGCUAAAUAUAUUGUUUUUAAUCUAUAACAUAAUGUCCUCGUGUCAACGACGAGUAUACAUGAACAUACUAUUUUGAUAGUCAUUGUCUAAAGAAUCUUACGCUUUGACGUGAGAUACAAUUUUUUUCAAUACCUUGUAAUCUACACGAAAGAAAUGACUUAUUCAUGCGAGCAAAAUACUUUUUAAGGAAAUUUUACACGCGAUAUGCAGUCGCUGUAAAUAUAUAUAUUUUCUAGAAAGUUAAACUAACAUCGGUGGGGAAAAGGCUGGAGACUGUGAUCUAUCGAUAGCUUCAAAUUAACGAGGUUGAUUUUCUCGGCCAGUCAUUGUUUUUUCUUAGUUUUUUUAACUUUGCCCCUGUUGAAAGGAUUCCUUUCAUGAACAAAAAACUCUCGAUAGUUCGCUCUCGCUGGCCGCUGCACGCAAUUUUGUUUAUUUUAUUUUUUUAUAUAUUGUAUAUUAUCAAAAACUGAACAGACUUUAGGAAUGUAGUAAAUAUUUUCUGCAAUUUGAAAGGGAUCCGAGAUUAAUUUUACACUAAAUCUACCGAAACGAGUUUAUGCGUUGUACGCUCAAAGGUUCGACGGACGAUUGUAAAAUUUAGUGGCGUAGGUUUAUAGAAAUAUAGAAAAAACGAGACGAUACUAUAAGUAAAACGUUCCUUCGGUUUACAUUUUAGUCAACAUUUUACGCUACGACCGACUGAAUUUAUUCUAGGAAUUAAAAUAUAUAUCGUCUGUCAUUUUGUAAAUAAAUCUGUCAUCUAUCCAAAUAA
Molecule: messenger RNA, 3598 nt
Organism: Belonocnema kinseyi
Lineage: Eukaryota; Metazoa; Arthropoda; Insecta; Hymenoptera; Cynipidae
Exons: 11
Coding region: 203-2425 (740 amino acids)
Biological process (GO): endoplasmic reticulum unfolded protein response
Cellular component (GO): endoplasmic reticulum tubular network; nuclear envelope; membrane
Molecular function (GO): protein serine/threonine kinase activator activity; NAD+ poly-ADP-ribosyltransferase activity; kinase binding
Source: RefSeq, a predicted model, not a curated record